GAUAUCCAAAUAACCAAGAUGGCGGACUUGGAGAGUUCACUCACGGCCAUGGACUGGCUUCCAAGAUUAACUGUUGGAGGCGCGAUGGCUGGAGCUGCCGUCGGAAAGGAAGGGGCGACUAAUGGUGCAUUAUCGAAAGGAAGUUGUGGACAUGUUGCUUUACGGAAAGGGCCGAAUUCACCAUUAGAUACGAGUGCAACUUUAGACCAAAAUGAAGUAACUGGUCAAAGGGACGGAAAGCCACCUUAUAGCUACGCUAAUUUAAUCACAUUUGCUGUUAAUAGUUCACCACGAAAGAAAAUGACAUUAAGUGAAAUAUAUCAAUGGAUAUGUGAUAACUUUCCUUAUUAUAAAGAGGCGGGGAAUGGUUGGAAGAAUUCAAUACGGCAUAAUUUAUCACUUAACAAAUGUUUUUUAAAAGUACCAAGAUCUAAAGAUGACCCAGGAAAAGGAUCGUACUGGGCUAUAGACAGUAAUCCUCCCGACGAUCCCCUUCCUGCACGACACAAGAAACGCAAGCUUAUCCUCUCUGACAGGGGUUCCCCCUACAGUCCAGAGUCAGGUUUGAGUCUAAGUCCUAGCAGUAUGGGUUCUGGACCCACACUCAAUGUCCAGGUGACAACAUGUCCAUUGCCUGUCUCACCUAACAACCAGACAUCCCAGCAGCAGAGACAGCCACCUCCCCCACCACCAAUGUUUAUGGACAGUCACGCUGGUAUAGAUGAUCUUAGUGCAUCCUUUAGGAGUCUGUACAAAUCCAUGGUUGAAGGCGGAGGGGGACCACCAGGACAAAGCAACAUCGAUACUUUGCCAGAACCUGACAUUAAUAAGCUCUUGAAUGGAUCUACGAACUUAGGUCAAGCACCGUCAUUUGGAGGCUCUCUGACAGAUUGGCUUCAGAAUGUUGACACGCUAAAGGAGAGUUUACGGUUGGCAGGAUCCGGAAACUAUGACUUCCAAAAUAUUGAUAUCUCACAGUUCCAAGGUCUGAUGGACACAAUGAAGAAUGCUGACCAGUCAAACUGGUCACUCAAUCCAGAGCAGUUUCAGGACCUUGCUUCUUCCUUAAAUAACUUUUUCAACCAAUCCACCACCAACCUGCCACACACUCCAUCCAGUAAUCCAUUGACAGUCAAUGUAAAACAGGACUACAGCUCCGACACCAACUCAACCAUCACAUCAUUGAACAAUAGUAGUGGAUCUCACCUCACCGUUCCCAUCACAUCAACGUCCGCAUCCCCACAGAUCAGCCCUCGCUCUACGGGAGGUGGUUAUAGUCCUCGUCCUUCCCAGGCUGUCAUCGUACAACCCACACAGACAGCCCAGUACCAGCUACGCGACGACAUUGAGGACGAUUUUAACUGGGACAAAUUACUAUGAUAUACUGUGCCCAUCAUCAUCGUUAUCAUCACACUGUGCAUUAGGUUUUGUAACGUUGUGUCAUUCAUUCAGUCAUAUUGUCUGUUAUUUAUAAAUGUGGGAAGCUGUGCAAAGAUUUGUGUGGAGUUCCGAGGAUGAUUUCGAAGUAGAGAGAAUCGGUCAAGUGCUGGAGUGAGGAAGGUACAUGUUCCUAACAGAAGCUGAGAUGCUGGAUCAACUUAAACUGCGAGAGUGCUAUUAGAACCUUAAAUGAAAUAAUGAAUGUAUAAUUUAACACUUUUAAAUGCAGACUGGUUUAAACCCUGUGAUCAUGUACAGUACAAGCCUGUUUCUAUAUAUACAUCACUUUAUAUAACUAUCUACAACUGAUGUUCAACUUAAACCAGUACUAGCUUGUUGGUAUAAGACACAAGUUAAACCAGUACUAGCUUGUUGGUAUAAGACACAACUUAAACCAGUACUAGCUUGUUGGUAUAAGACACAAGUUUAAAUGAAGAAUGCAAACAGGCAGUAGCAUUUGUUUUCAAUUUUAAACAAAUUUUUAUAUAUUUUUGAAAAAACUGAAAAGUGUAAAGGGGAAAAAAGACACUUUCAAACUUUUUGUUCUUUCUGGAAUUUUUUUUUUUUUUGAAAAUUUGAACAAUUAGAUACAAAGAAAUAGAUAAGUUAUUAUAGGAAAUAGUAUUUUUUGCGCAGUUUUAAUAUAUUUGCAAUGAAAAUACUGUAUUCUUUAUGAGUAAAUUAAUCGAGUAAACAACUUCUUGUACAUGUAUAUUUUGAUGCUGAUGACCUAUGUACAGGUACAUAUAGAACUGACUUACAAUUGUAAUUUUAUGGCAUUGCUAGAAAUGUAUUGAAUGACAUAGGGUGCGUUUUUAGCAUGUUGUGUUUCAAUGAAACAUGAUAGUCCUAUACAUUGUGAAUUGCUGUGAAGUUAACCCCCUAUGUAUCAGUGUUAGACAGAGUAUAAUUAUAGCUGUUGAUACAUUGUGGGGAUGUACAAUUCCACUAGCCCUAUACCCAGGACGAGUAGACUUUAUUCAGGGCUGGUGAACAAUUUCUAUGUGUACUUGGAAAAAUUUUGAAGCAGUAAAAGUUAAAAAAAAAAUAAAAAAGAAGCUACGGUUGCUUAAUGGUUAAGGUGUCUGACAUUCUGCUACCACUAGCCCUCCACCACUGGGUCGCGGGUUUGAGACCUAUGUGGGGCGGUUGCAAGGUACUGACUGCAGGUCAGUGGUUUUUCUCCAGGUGCUCCAGGUUUCCUUCACCACCAAAACCUGGCACGUCCUUAAAUGACCAUAGCUGUUAAUAGGACGUAAAAACUGCUUGCAAGCUAGUAUUUUAAAUAUGAAAUUGUACAUCCCUGCAUUGAUUUCACCACACAUAUUGGGUAUGUCAUUCAUUGUUAUCUCAAAUAUUUCAAGCAGAACCUUGUUCAGAAAAGCAAGCCAGUAAAUAUAAAUUGUUUAUGGUGAUGUGGUUUCAUUAACUUGGACAGUUUGUUCUAGAAAGAAGAAAAACUGUUCCCUCAAUGCCAGGGUGGGUAGGUAGACAACCUGGCUGGGGAUUGCUCUGAGGCUAGACUGUUUUGAUACACUAUAUGAUUUUACUGGAAGGACACGCUGUAUAAUGUCCACCGACACAGUAGUUUACGGUAUGAACGCUGACUAGAUUACUUCUAUAUGACACACACUAUGUGAACUAACCUUUCUGUAUAUAUUUCAUUAGGACUUAACAUUUUGCUCAAUAUGCGUGACUUACCCUGUGUGUGUGAAUAAUUGUCCAUGUCAUACUUGAAUAUGUGAUUGAUGCUUCAUAGUUGUAAGUGUUUACAAACAAUAAAUAUCACGUGAAACACAGUAAUCUACAUGAUGACAUGGUAAUAUUGGUCUUUAACAGUGAUUGUCUUUGGAUAGUUUACAGUCGAUUUUAUAUAAAAAAGGCAAUUUGUAUUUUUUUUCAUAAUCGUAUGAUAGUGUGAAUGAUAAAUGCUUCACACUGAACAGAAAGAUAUAUUGAGCACAGUACGUCUAUAUCGAUAAACUGCAUGUGUGUACAUGUUGGUGUGUGUAGUUGUGUAUUCAAGUGUGUAUGCAUUGUCGUGUUACAUGGCCAUUUUAGUUCUUUACCACCUUCAAUGUGUGCUCCAAAUCUGUUUUGCAAAUUGACUGGAUGACAAUUUCAGCACAAAUAAUUAUGAAUUAAACAUCAUUCUUCAUAUUUUAAUAGAAUAAA
This is a messenger RNA of Mizuhopecten yessoensis (Yesso scallop), 3615 nucleotides long. Its product is annotated as forkhead box protein J3-like. Bases 19 to 1380 code for a protein of 453 amino acids. Gene Ontology annotation, molecular function: DNA-binding transcription factor activity, RNA polymerase II-specific; RNA polymerase II cis-regulatory region sequence-specific DNA binding. NCBI's taxonomy places the organism in Eukaryota, Metazoa, Mollusca, Bivalvia, Pectinida, Pectinidae. The transcript has 10 exons. The record is from RefSeq and is a predicted model, not a curated record. Gene Ontology annotation, biological process: regulation of transcription by RNA polymerase II. Gene Ontology annotation, cellular component: nucleus.